AUGCCAGCCCUCGCUCGCUCGUCGCCGGCGACCGAGGACGACGGCGGCCUCUCGCCAGGCUACCCGACUGUCACCGCGGCGCCGUCGACACACAGGCCGGCCGCGCUCACCCUCGCCCUCGUCCUCACCCUCCUCUUCCCCGCCGAUACCCAUUCCCAGGCCGGCGGCGAGGACACGAGCGCCGUCCCGGGGCCGACGGCGUGCGACGCCGACUGA
Messenger RNA from Vanrija pseudolonga, 216 nucleotides. RefSeq lists its product as uncharacterized. Bases 1 to 216 code for a protein of 71 amino acids. NCBI's taxonomy places the organism in Eukaryota, Fungi, Basidiomycota, Tremellomycetes, Trichosporonales, Trichosporonaceae. The record is from RefSeq and is a predicted model, not a curated record. The transcript has a single exon.